Molecule: messenger RNA, 1019 nt
Organism: Zingiber officinale
Lineage: Eukaryota; Viridiplantae; Streptophyta; Magnoliopsida; Zingiberales; Zingiberaceae
Product: 14-3-3-like protein 16R
Exons: 4
Coding region: 104-877 (257 amino acids)
Biological process (GO): signal transduction
Cellular component (GO): cytoplasm
Source: RefSeq, a predicted model, not a curated record
GGUUCCUCUCGUUCCUCGCUUCUUCUUCCCCGGCUCCUCUUUUCCAACUCCAGAAAGAAAAAAAAAAAGAGAGCGAGAUAUCUCGCCAGUGACUCGAGCAGCGAUGGCGGCGAGGGAGCAGAACGUUUACUUGGCGAAGUUGGCGGAGCAAGCGGAGAGGUACGAGGAGAUGGUGGAGUACAUGGAGAAGGUCGUCGGUGCGGCGGAGGCAGAGGAGCUCACGGUGGAGGAGCGCAACCUCCUCUCGGUCGCUUACAAGAACGUCAUCGGAGCUCGACGCGCCUCCUGGAGGAUUGUCUCCUCCAUCGAGCAGAAGGAGGAGACACGCGGCAAUCACGACCACGUCGAAACCAUCCGCGGCUACCGUGCCCGGAUCGAGUCCGAACUCGCAUCGAUAUGCGGCGGUAUUCUGCGUCUUCUGGACUCUAGCCUCAUCCCGGCCUCUGGUGCUGCUGACUCCAAGGUUUUCUACUAUAAGAUGAAGGGCGACUACUACCGAUACCUGGCCGAGUUCAAGACUGGACCCGAUCGCAAGGAUGCCGCCGAGAAUACCUUCUCAGCCUACAAGGCCGCCCAGGACAUUGCUGUGGCAGAAUUAACACCGACACACCCAAUUCGGCUUGGUUUGGCUCUAAAUUUCUCGGUGUUCUACUAUGAGAUUUUGAAUUCGCCAGACAAGGCUUGUGCUCUCGCCAAGCAGGCUUUCGAUGAGGCAAUUUCAGAGCUGGACACACUUGGAGAGGAAUCUUACAAAGAUAGCACUUUGAUUAUGCAGCUUCUACGUGAUAAUCUCACCCUGUGGACUUCAGACAUGCAGGAGGAUGGUGUAGAUGACAUCAGAGAAUCAGGCAAGCCUGAGGAUGGAGAUGAGCAUUAAUUUUAAAUGGUUGGCCAUAUAUGUGCUUUUAUUUAAGAUUUAUAUGGUGCUUAGCUUGCGAUUGAAUUUAAUAUCAGUACAUGAACAUGAAGUGUGUAAUGAACCACCUGCGUUCUUAUUCCCAAACCAUUUGCGUGUGUUA